UACGGUGGAAGAGGAGAGAAAGAGACAUACAAUCGCUGUGGAACUGAAGGGCAUCCACGCACGUCACUACGGAGCUGGCUCCAGCUAACAUAGUGCUCGGGAGAGAACUGCGCCUGCCAUGUGACCUGUUGUUCGGAGCUUUACCUGAGGAAAAACGAGCCACCAUCGGCUACACGACAUCCACAACUACGCCAACCAACAUCUGAAGCUGGUCAGCGACAAAAUGGAAACGCGCAACGGCCGUCUGUCUAGCCCCGCGGGCUACCAGGAGGGCUACAAGUAUGGCUGUAUCAGCCAGCCUGCACCGCACCAGAGGAGAUUCACCGAAGUUUCGACCCUCAUGAGAGGGCCCAUACAGACUGUUGAGGAAGGGAAGGAAAGCCGUGAGCGCCGUGAGUGACUCGGCGGCAGAGGCGGAGUGGGGCUGAGUGGUGCAGUUGAGUACCAGGCAGCCAACCAGCGUUAGUAGCCAUUAGUAUCUGCUCAAACGACGGUCAGCGAAGGUUGUGGGAUAUGGUGAAGCACGAGGAAAACCACGUUGUCGGGAAUCCCAAACAAGAAGGGACCUCAGCUGUACCUCCAGAUGGUGGCACCAGAGCAUGGCUUGUAAUGAUCGCAAGUUUCCUUUGCAAUGGAAUUCUGUUCGGAGUCAUUAAUACCUACAGUGUUAUCUAUGUGGACUUGCAAAAAAAGUUGGAAGAUAAAGGCGUCGCCGAAGCAUCUUCGAAAGCAUCACUUGUUGGAUCCCUUGCAAUUGGAUCAACAUUUUUCUUCUCUCCUCUUGCUGGGAUCAUCACAGAUAAAAUUGGAAUCAGAUGGACAACAUUUGUUGGUGGUGCACUGGCUUCAGGGGGCAUGCUACUCUCGUCUUUUUCCAAUUCAGUGGAGUUUCUGUACCUGACAUAUGGAAUUCUCUUUGGUGUUGGUGCCUCACUGGCAUACACACCAUCUCUUGUGAUUCUGGGACACUACUUCAAGAGAUACUUGGGGGUGGUGAAUGGAUUUGUAACGGCAGGAAGCUCUGUUUUCACAAUUAUCAUGCCAUAUGCCUUGGCAUUUCUGCUCAAGAAACUGAGACUAGAGGCCACUAUGAUGUGCAUGUCAGCUCUGAUAGCGCUUAUCAUGGCCUGUGCUCUGUUGUUCAAACCCUUACCAGGAGGUAGUACUCCCCCACCACCAGAUCACUCAACUAGACUUUAUAAACACAGUGUUUGGAGACGUGUAAUAAGUGUCAUCAAUGUCGAUAUAUGGAAGAAGAAGAAGUAUGUUAUCUGGACUCUUGCAGUACCUUCAGCACUGUUUGGAUAUUUUGUGCCAUAUGUACACAUGUUGAAGAUGGUUGAAGAUAAUUUCAAGAAUGGAGAUGGAAAGGUUCUUGUCAUGUGUCUAGGCAUCACGUCAGGCCUAGGAAGAUUGAUAUUUGGAAAAAUUGCAGACAUUCCUAAAGUGAACAGGAUAUUUUUACAGCAGGUAUCUUUCAUCUCAAUUGGAGUGCUAACUAUGCUGUUGACUAUAACAAACAGUUUUGAACUCCUAAUUGUGAUAUCACUAUUUAUGGGGCUGUUUGAUGGCUGCUUUAUUAGCCUUCUUGGCCCAAUCGCAUUUGAAAUCUGUGGCCAGAAAGGAGCAACUCAAGCAAUCGGUUUUCUGCUUGGUUUAUGCUCUAUUCCUCUAACAGUGGGACCACCAAUAGCAGGAUUGAUAUACGACCAUACAAAAUCCUACACACUUCCAUUCCUACUAGCAGGAAUUCCGCCUAUUGUAGGGGCCCUCAUGCUCUUCCUGAUACGUUGCGUUCCAGAGAAAGAUAACUGUAAAAGAUAUCCAUCACUGUGUGUAGUGGAAUCACCUCUGCAUGACCCAACUAUUACACCACUUCAGAAUGAUGUCGGAAAUGGUGAUGAAGGUACAAAACUCUCUCCUCUUACAAAUGGAGUUUGCAGCAAGUCUGCAUCACCACCUCCGAGCUACAAGGAAGCUAUGGCAGAUGAAGGAACUGUAGGUGAUGAAUCAAGCUCUGACAACCGUCAAAAAUCUGAUGAACAACAAGAAGUGGGAGAAGAAGAGAUACAAGAAGAGUCAGAGUCCCUCUUGGAUGCCAUUAACAAAAUAACAUUAAUUAAAUCUUGUUAACAGUGUCUACAGAGUAAUUAUUUAUAUGCACACUUACCUGAUAGUUGCACAACAAUUAUGGAAUAUGAAGGCAUCUAUGUGAAUGAUUUAAUGCUCUUGAAGACUGCAGCUUCAGUAGCCUUGCCUGGCUGAAUUAAGUAAAAUUUUGUGCCUACCCAGAUGCUUUGCCUGUUGGGAAUUGGAUAUUAAACCCAACUAGUUUGGCAGUAGUUGCAGGGAAUAGUAAAACUCUUAAUAUUUAAAAUACCAGUGUGUGGUAUCUUUGAAAUAUGUAACAGGGUCACUAGAAGGAGAUGCCUUUUAUGUGAGGAGGUUACAAACAAUACAAGAGCAUUCUAAAUUAGGUUGCACUUUAGAACAAUCAUAUCUUCAAAACAAUGGGACACUAAUAUGAAACAAUGUCCCAUCUUAACCAUGGCUACAGCUGCAAAAAUCCUUCCUUGAAGUUCAUCAGGAGUUGUGGUAGGGGGGGCCACUACACUUGGUUCUUGAUAUGGCCUGACAGGAAAAUAUCUGGCACAGUCAGAUGAAGUGACCAAAGGCACCAGUCUGUGAGCCUUGCUUGAUCAAUCUAUGCACUGGGGAAGACUGUGUGAAGGUAGGCCCUUACCUCCAUAUGAAAAUGUGAUGGAACAUUGCCUAGCUGAUAGAUGGCACUUGCCUCAAACAAAUUAGCAUCUUACUGUGGCUGAGGCACAAGAAAUUCCAUUUUACUUCAGAACUGUUGUCAUUGCUCUAUGUGACCAAGAGGAGAGCUGACCUCGUGAAUGAAAGCUUCCCUUUUCUACCAGUACAGUCCACUUUCUUUCUUGUGUAUAACUACUGAUUUCAGAGAUCUGCUUAUUCGAAAGCACAGUAUAGUAUAGAAAGAUCUUGUAUAACACUAAAAAUAUCUUAAUACACAUCCCACUCUGAAUUUAAAAUAUGACCAUGUCAGAAUGGUUAUUCCAAGCAGUGUCUAUGAAAAUGUACCUGACACACUAUAUUUUUAUUGCCUUUGAGCAUGUGUACAUAAAUAUCAAAUGUUAGAUUGCCAUAUUGUCCUGGAUAUUGUCUUGAAGGGGAUAGAUAGGAUGUUCUUUAAGGAGACAAACUUAUUUUAAUGACAUUAAAUGUAAUACAUUUUAAAAUAAUGUAUAGCUUUUAGAUGUAAUUUUCUGGGUAUGCCUAAUACAUACCCAAAUAUAAAGGUAAAUAAACAGUGGAAGUGCAAAUUUAUUGUGAGUUUUUACAAAAUAAGCACAAAUCAGUUAGGCAUAUCGUUUCAAUAAAUGUGGUCCACUGAUCUUCCAAAAUGGCUUCAUUAUGUCAGAAUAAAAUUGUUACACUUUCCAGAUGUGCUUAUUAAUGUAUUUCAUAACCUCAAUACACAUUAAAAUCAAGGAACACCCAGAAUAUGCAUUAUCAGCAACACUCAUUCACCCUCCAGUGAAUAUUUACACCAAUCUGUAAACUUUCCUCUGGCUCAUACAGUUAUUGUCAUACUGAAAUAUUAUUGCAUAAGUGUAUUAGUUUUCACACCUGACUGCAAAGAUUUGAUUACACAGUGUUGGCCUUUGGUGCAAUGUGGUAUUGGAGCAGACAUUUUAAGGGUGUUGCCAUAUUAACAGUGCUCAGAAAAUAGUGUGAUACAAGUUGGUUCAAAGGGGAAAGUUUAAGCUUCAUAUACAUGUAUGCAUUUAAUAUGUUAUCAUGUAGAGGAUAGGCUUGUAUAAAAGAUACUUCUUGUACAGUGGUCUCUUACAUGAUAAGGGCAGUUAUGUUUUUUAUACUCAAAACAUUUCUGUGUUGAAAAAUGAUGUGAAUAUUUCAGUGGUGUCUGUGGUAGUGAUUUCAGAACUUCUACAUAUGAUUCAAUGCUUUUUAAAAUUAAGCUUUUGUACAUAAGAAUACUUUAAACAGUGAGCAAUACUUGAACUUAUUUUUACUAUAGUAUGUUAUAUGUGGGUAAGAUUUUUGCUUAGAAUUGUUAAAGCUGUACCUAAUUUUAUUGUAAGUAUAAAAUUUAGUCUGAGUCUGAAAUGAACUUUUUGAUGCAGUACUUAUCAAAUUUCUUGCACAUGGUCCUCUGCUUAGCAAAUAUAUAAAUAUGUUACUGCAUAAAAUUCCAUCAUUGUUGUAAAUAAUACCUCUACAAAUACUCUGAAUAUCAAAACUGCUUACAUCACAAGUUGUUGUAAUGACUAUUAAUAUGCAUAUACAUAUAAUUGUGUUAAGAAUUAUUGCAGUAUGAAAUGAGAUUACUCUGUUGUGUCCUAUAUUAAUGAAUGACUGUAAAGUGGCAAUAACUAUUUGAAACUUGAUUUCUCUAGGCCUGUAUACAAGUAGCUCAAUGUUGAUUUAAGAGUAGGGUAAAUAUUUUUAUUUUUAUGCAGUCUUUGCAAAAAGUGCAUAAUGUAUGCAUAAUGGGGAGAUAGUGCCUGUGCUCCAGUACUACUUUAUGAAUGUAGGUAUAUAUCAGUUGAACAUAGCCUCUAGUUUACAUGAAACUGAAAUCAAACUUUGUUCAUUUGCUAAGAAAAAUUUGAUUGUCUCACAAAAAGACCAGAAUAUAUCAUGAAGUACCAUGCUAUACCUCAUUAAAGUUUACAACUUUUAUAUGAAACACGUUUUAGUGCAAUGAAUAUGUAAUGAAAUACAAAGAAAAAAUAUAAAAUAUGACUGUGGAAUGUGAUAUCUAUAGUGAGAAUUGUUUUGCAGUAUAUCUGUAUACAAAAAAUGAACAUCAAUUCAAAUGAAAUAUGCCUGGGGGGGUAUACUUUCAACUAUUUGAUGUUACUUGCAAUUCCUGCAUUUGCCUGAAGGAAUUAAGAAAACAAAUUGCUGAGAAUAAUUUAUCUUUACAGAAACACAUGGAAUGCUGUAAAUGUACUUAAAAGAUGAAGAACAUAAGUUCUUUUUCUUCUUCAGCUACUGGAUAUAGGAAAUAUACCCAUUAAUUUUCAAAAGAUAUGAAUUAUGAGACAUCGUCAUUUUCAUACUUGGGACAUCCUCCAUUUUUACAAAGGCAUUUACAUUGCAUGAAAAAUGAUGACUGAGGUCUUGUUAUACAUGCUUAAAUUUUUGAUCUAUAUUUGUACUUUCAUAGUUUGGAACGCAGAAAUUAUAGAUUAUCAGUGUGAACAAUUUGAGAAUAACUGCUAUAUAGGCUUGGUGCUGGAAUAAACAAUUCAUUUCCUAAUGGAGAUGUCAGACAAUAAGAAAAAUGGCCAAGCAGUUCGGCUCAAGCAGUAACACUACUGGUUUGUGUUCAGGAGAUGCCCAGAUCAUAUCAUCCCUAUGGAAUGUACUGUUAUGACUGAUGUUUCUUAUGGUUUUACUCAGUCCCUCCAGACAAAUUCCAACGUAGUACCUCAAAUGGGACAGGUCCUGUAUUUUCUUUUACAUCCUUUCCAAUUCAUAAUUUGCUAAUCAUUCUCCCAUGUGUUGCUGUAUAGUCUGAGCUACUGACAGCAUUGUUAAAUAAGUAAAUAAAUAAAGAUUAAGGCUGGUAACAGUUUC
Molecule: messenger RNA, 5634 nt
Organism: Cryptotermes secundus
Lineage: Eukaryota; Metazoa; Arthropoda; Insecta; Blattodea; Kalotermitidae
Gene: kar
Product: monocarboxylate transporter 10
Exons: 9
Coding region: 514-2133 (539 amino acids)
Biological process (GO): transmembrane transport
Molecular function (GO): monocarboxylic acid transmembrane transporter activity
Source: RefSeq, a predicted model, not a curated record